CUCCCCUGCGCCUUAAAACCCCGCUCGGACCGGGGCGCCUGCAGUCUCCCGUCCCAGCGGAGCGUCCCCGCCGCACCCCACCCGCGACGCUCGCUGAGCGCCCCGCCGGCCGCGCAGGAUGGUGGUGUGCGGCCUCGCCUGCUGGAGGUGCAGGUGGCUCCUGCCACUGCUGCUGGGCCUGGCCAUCAUCAUGGGCAUCAUCGCCCUGGCGGGCCGGGGGUGGCUGGAGUCCGAGUCGGAGCCCUACGUGCAGCAAGCGUCGCUGUGGGAGAGCUGCACGCGGGGCGAGGAGGACCUCAACUGGAACUGCGAAUCCCUCAUGGACUACGGCUGGGGGAGAGCAGCAGCUGCCACAUACCUCGUUGGCUUUGUGAUUCUGGUCAUCUGUUUCGCUCUUGCAGUCAUCGCGUUCUCGAUCGAGAUACUCCGCUUCAACUUUGUGCGAGGAAUUGGAGGCUUGCUCUUUGUUGUAGCUGCAUUCCAGAUCAUUGGCUUGGUCAUUUACCCAGUGAAAUUCACGGAAGAUAUUCUACUGACAGGAGAUAAUAUGUUCAGCUGGGCCUAUGGCUUUGGUUGGGCCAGCACUGUCGUCGUUAUAGGUUGUGCUUUCUUCUUCUGCUGCCUCCCCAACUGGGAAGAUGAAGUCCUGGGAAACAUCAAGCCUACCUAUUACUACUCCUCCCCAGAGAGAGCACCAUACUUAAAUUGAAAGAUUAAGUCCGAGUACAGUCAACUGUCAAAACAACAGAGGAGUACCUAUGAUGUACAUCCGAUGUGAUUGUAGGAGACUGGAAAAAACCACCUUAUUUCACCAGACUAUUUUUUACUAUCCCUGGCAAUAAAUUAGGAAAAACACUGGCAUCUUUAAGCAAAUAACUUUUACCUAAAGUAUUCAGUUAUGUAUUCUCAUGUCAAUUCUGUUUGGGUGGUUUACUUGCUCCUUCCCUUCCCAACUAAUUAUUCAAACAUUUGCUUAUGAAUAAAGAGGAUUGUGUUUCAAGUGUAGAAAGGAAGAGGAUAGAUUUUAAACAACCCAUUAGGGGGUCCUGCAAGAUAUUUUUUUUCAUCUCUGACAAAAUUACAUUAAACGGACCUAGAAAAAAAGCAGCCUUCCAAAGAAUGUUUUUCUUCCAUCAAAGUCAGUCCCAAGGAAGGAACUUCCCUGAGACUGUCAUGGUCACCUGUCACCUAAAAAUCUUUUCUUGUUUCUGUUACUGUACUGUUACUGAUUAAAAGCUAUUUGAAUUAAGGGGAAAAUUAAAUUAAAAUUUAUUUUCCACCAAUUGAUGCUGUUAGACAGAGAUCUCCUCUAAAGCAUGGAGCUGGUGGGUAACAGUGGCUAAUGUAACAUUGGUGGGUUUGUGGCCACAGCAGGACUUGUGAUGGAGUCACAGAUAUGUGUUUAAUAUAUAUUGUCAUAGAGACAAUCAAUAAAAUUUCAGAUGUUAAAACUACGUAUAUUUUUACAUGGUAUUUUAGGGAUGCUGGUCUAGAAAAUAUCUUUGAGUAGAAACAUAAACUGUUCUACUUGUCUACCUUUUUAAAACUGCAGUGUUUUAAUUAUCAGUGUACUUUGGAGGGAAAUCUUAGCAUAAGGUAUCUGAAAACCUCCAAACGUUUGUAACACUGUAGGUACCUCAGUUUAGUAAACUUGGGGCUAUUGCAUGAGUCACUAGGGGUAACAGGCAAAAAUAGAUAAGCAGUUCUGUGAGCAAUUUAUGUAUGCAAACUUCAUACAGACAUCUGUGUCGGAGUAAUCUGGCUGGCUCCUAGUUUGUGUUUCUGCAGUCAGCAAUUCCAAAUAAGUAUUCUGGCAAAGCAGAGCUGUGUCUGUGUUGGCCAUGGACUGCAGCAGCUUACAGCAGAUUUAAUUAUGGUCUAUAAUCUUUAUCAGGGCUUUCUUCAUCUGGGGAAGAAGGAAGAAACUUAUUUUGUGAGCUUUUCCUCCAGCUUUGGGAGAAGCAGCUCUAGCAAAGACAGACUGAGGGGGGUACAGGUAGGGUGGAAAGCAAAGGUUGUGUAUUACUUUGUUACUUCUUGCUCUCAUGAACCCAGUACUUAGGGGAGGGUAAGUGUAUGGGUAUGUGUAUUCAUGGACAUGUACAAAAUAGAACUUAAAAAGCAUUAACCAACAUACUGUAAAGCUAAAGUAAUUUACAACUAAUAUUUUACAAUGCCCAGUAUUUCUUGUACUAUAUGUUUUAUAGCUUUCCAUUUUGUAACACCUUUUUUAACUUGAUAAUACUAUAUAUUGAAUGUGAUCCUGUUUUGGAAAAGUCAUGUGACUCCUGAAGGUCCCUCCAAGGCCUGUAUUUUAUAAUUUUACAGAGCAUAAAUGUCUGCAGACUUAAGAAUUGUGUUAUGAGCUCAGUUCUGGCAUAUACAAUCAAGUGUAUUUGUGAUUCUUUCUGAACAAGAGAAUUCUGUGACAAAUGUGUCCCUUUAUUUUUUUUUUGUUUUCUGUAUACAGUACUGGCUGUUGGGGAAUAUUGUGUAGACUUACCUGUAUCAUAAGUAAUGAUAGUAAUUACUUCUAUCAAAUUCAAAACACAGCAGAGAAUCCCAAGUCUGGAAAAUUCUUGUACAGCUAAAGCUGAGAAGGAGGUAAAAAAAAUGUAAGAAAAUGGACACCUUUCCUAAUGAGAGGGAGGAUGGUAUGGUAGUCAGGUUUAGCAUAAUUUCAGUCUUUUGUAUGCUUUCUUAUAAGCAUCGUUGUAACUUGUCAAAAAAGCACAGAUAUAAAAUAAACUUGGCUCUGAAUGUACUGGGAGUGGUAGAAGCACAACCAGCAUGUUACACAAUUAAGAUGUUCCAGAGAAAGCUAUUGCAAAUAGUCAUUAAUUACUUUGAAGUGAUACUAAUGUAUAUGACACUCCUUUCAAAUGUGGUGGCUUAAUUAAAAAUGUUUUAACUUA
Lepidothrix coronata (blue-crowned manakin) is the source of this 2915-nucleotide messenger RNA. Its product is annotated as p53 apoptosis effector related to PMP-22-like. NCBI's taxonomy places the organism in Eukaryota, Metazoa, Chordata, Aves, Passeriformes, Pipridae. The coding region runs from base 119 to 709 and encodes 196 amino acids. The transcript is spliced from 3 exons. Gene Ontology annotation, biological process: cell-cell adhesion. Gene Ontology annotation, cellular component: membrane; cell-cell junction. The record is from RefSeq and is a predicted model, not a curated record.